UCCUGUGCUGCUCCUCCCGCUGUGGACACAGAGUCACCAAUGCGCUCUGAAGAGGAGAGGAGUGACCAAAACCACCUCAUCACCAACAAGGAGAGUGCCUCCGUUCAAAUUGAGGGAGAGGGGUCUGGCAAAGAGAAACUCCUGGAGCCUGGAGCUUUAAGCACUCAGAGUGAGACCUUGUGUUCGGACUCCUUGGUCCAGAGCGUCCCUCUGGUGAGGCGGAGCCGGUUCCCCAAACCCAGACCCAACCUGGGCCGGUCGACCCGUGCACCCCACACCACUCCGUCCCAGAACCCCGCAACCCCCAAACCAGUCGAUGACCGCAGUUCCACCCCUCUGGAGGGGUCCAGCACUCUGACACCCGUUCAGGAGUCUCCGACCUGCAGCAGUUCUGACCUGAGUGCUGAGGUCAUUGAUCAGAAGGCUCUGACCGAAGGCUCAUCCGAAACCCAGAACACUGAGGAAGAGAGACCCACAGUUGAAACGGGAGCUGCCAGCAGCAGUUUUAUUGCCCCCCUGGGCCCCUCUCAGCCCUGCCCUGGGCCCUCUUUCACAGACCCGGUCCCUGGGACAGGAGGGGAGGAAACUGCAGAGGGGGCCCCGGCCAGCACGGGCGUGCCUGAGAACGAGCUGGUUUUGGCGGACGAGGAUGCUUCAUCAUCGGCGGACGAGUCCCGCCAGGCUGCUGGAAUCGAAGCCCCAGGCGUCUGUUUCGAUGGCGACGCAAGUGCUUUCAUCACCAAGGAGUGCAUGGAAGGACUCUCUUGGGCGGAUGGUGGCGAGGAGGAGCCCACGUUCAUCCUGACGCUGUUCGCUGUCCCUCCCCUGGAGAUAGGAGACUACCAGACCGGGCAAGAGGCGCUAGGUCUGGCCGCGGAGAACCCCUUCUCCCCGCCAACGUCUAUGAUCGCGGAUCCCCAAUCCGGACCACCGGCGGCGAUAUCAGAGCCACACUGUGAGUCUCUGUCAGUGGAAACUGCAGAGGCGGGGUCAGGGUGUGGCUCAGUCACUCACCUGGUCCUGAGCGACGCCCUCAUACCUGCCUGUGAAGAGCAGGAAGAGGGACCAGCGCAGCACUGGACUGGCCUGCAAGAACAGCGCCCCCACACUGCCCCCUCCCAAACUGCAGGAGAGAAGUCCCUCACUGCUGUCAUGAACAACGAUGCAGAGGGUCUCACAGAAUUAUGUGAGGAAGACCACAGCAGUCAGACUGUGGACCCAGCAGUAGAGUCACAUGACACAGCAGUAGAGUCACAUGACCCAGUGGAGGCUGGGACAGACGGGACAAGUGAGAGGGACACCCCGUCCCAAGAGAAAAGGAAACCACCUGUCAGGACCAGGAGGGGUAAGCUGCAGGUGAAGCCGCACGUUACUCAGAGGAAGCUCAGAAGCUCUGUGAGAGAUGAGCAGGGCCUCCUUCCUGAGGAAGCAGAGAAGCCUGGCCCCUCCCACUCACAGCCAGACCCCGCCCUCACCUCCCCACAGACCCUCUCACCCACAACGCCACUCCCUGACACCCAGCAGGAGGAUUCUGCUGCAGCCUCUGAGCUGCCUGCUGCUGUGGAGCUGCCGCAGGGGACUGUGGGCCACUCAGACCUCCCACAGCAGGAAGAGGGCGUGGCAGCUGGAGCAGAAGACAAGGAGAGCUGCGAUGGAGAGGAAGGGCACAGCACAACUCAAUCCACAAGCGCCACACUUACAAGGUCUGGACGAGCGCCCAGGGGCUUCCUCUCCUUUCUCUCCGGCGGCAGUGGAGCCGGCCCGGCUUCCCGCCCCGUCAGGCACGUAUCCCAGAAGCCCUCAGUGAAUACCUCAUGCACAGGGAGGAGGAGGACUACCGCAGACGCCGUCACGGAAGCAUCCGCAAACAACUCCCCCAGCAGCUCGUCCCCCACCAAAGUCAGCGAGAGCACCUCCUUCAGUGGGCCCUCUGCUGAGCCAACUAACUCUCAGGUCUCAGUGCCUGCCGAGGGCGAGUUCCUCUGUGCAAGACCUUCGGCGGCCGAAGAAGAGCCGACCAAGGUGUCGGAGUUCUACUUCCAGGACAUCUUCACAGAGGUCCUGGAGUCGGACUGAGACUAUCACUCCACUACACAGGAUCUACGCUGGCCCCGUCCCCCCCUUUUCCCCUGUCUGCCACAAAUAAUGUGUUGCACAUUUCAAACCUGCAUUUAUAUAUUUAUUUAUUUACGUGUUUUUUUUUUUUUUUUUUUUUUUUUUUUAAACAUUGCAAGGGAUUGUUCUGAAGUGAUAUGAAUGUGUACGGACCUCAUGUUCAGAUGUCCAGCUACUGUUAAUUUGUUGUGUGUAGAAGCUCUCAGAUAGAAGCUCUCAGGUGUUGUGUGUGUACUCUGAGAAUGUGAACAGUGGUAUACUGUGUGACGGCAUUAUUCCCAGCAAUGGCACAUUAUGAAACUUCAGUUUAAGUCUUUUCAUUUUAAUAGUCAGUCAGUUUUAAUUAUCAGGUUGAUAGUUCAGUAACUGAUAGACAUGAUUAUCUGCUCCUUUCAUAGCAGUUUUGAAGUUCUCAUGAAGAUGGGCCAUUUAUUUUUGUUUCAUGUUUUUUUUAAAAUCAUAAGUAAAGCAUAAAGCACUUGGAAUAUAAUACACAAGCCACAGUCUUACAAGCCAAAAAUACUUAAUGACAGGGAGACAUAAGGACCUUUACUUUAUGUGGAAGGAGGUGUGUGUGUGUGUUUUUUUUCUUUCUUUCUGGGGCAGUACACAAACAGUGGAAUGAAACGCAAAAGGCUACACUACAACAGAAUCUUCAAAUAUCAAUCAGACCUGUUACUUUACAAUUAGUAAAAAGCUGUUUCAGGUAAUCCACAAUACCACGGGUAGGUUUUCAUCCUUAAAAAUGUCAAAUGGCCUAAAAUGUGUUUUCUGGAAUGGAGUAUUGAAUGGCAGUAUUGAAGAUCUGAAGAUCUUGCAUAAACUAUAUGAGUGUGCUUUCUUCAAAUUAGCUUUUUGUUUGUGUGUGGCGCUUUAUUAAGAAUGUUAUGUUUAUGCUGACUGAAAACACUUUGUCUCAACUGAUACAGAAGCAGAAUCCGAUGACUUGAAAUAACCUGUUCUUGCAAUUGAGCUGACCUUUUGCAUUUACAGUGUAAAUGAGUGUAAAUGUUAUAAUACUAUUACUGGAUCUUGACAGGGAUCAUUAAUGUAUUCAGAUCAGAGUUGUUUGUUUUGCUAUUGAGUAUUGCGAAAAAUAGAUAGAUUAUUUAUUUUUUUGGAUGCUUCUAUGGCAAUGAUACUGAGACACGUCUGCCUUAAUUUAUUGCUCUCAGCAUAUUUGUCACUUUAUAAAGAGGUUUAAAGGGCCUCUUAGUGUCUUCCUGUUCAAAAUGGUGCCACUCCUUAGCGUUUACAUGAUUCUUUGUUGGAAGUGACUAUAAGCUCAGGGUUAUAAUUUCAUGACUGUUUACCAUUGAUUAUACAUGCAUUGGAGGAAUGGUUCCUUUUGUGUCUUUUUCUCUUAAGUAUUCUUGUUAGUGAAAUUGACAUAACUCCCACUAUUUUCUUUGCAUCAAAGUUUGUUUACAUGGUCCAGUUAUGUGGUUUGAAAAUUGAUGCUCAGGAAAUAAAGAACGUUACAAGGUAAUAGUGUUUGUUUUGGAAGUAAAUUUCCAGUUUUCCCUUGCAUAUAGGAAUAUCUUAUUUUAUCUGCUGUGUGAAUUCAAUUUGUAAAGGAGGGUAGGAAAGAAUGUCCUGUGUAUGUUUUUGUAAAAAUUGAAUUUUAAGUUAUGCAAAAUUUAUUUAUAAACCUGAUAUUGCCUUAAGUGUGCUUUUCUGCUGAACCAAAGCAUCAGCGUGCACUGUAAUGGUGUAAGUUAUCACAUUAAGACAUAUCAUGAAGAGUUCUGUUGUAAAGGAUGGUCUGAUAUUUGCUGAAGUGGAAAAUUCAAGUUCAGAAAGUCCAUCCCAGUAUUUUGUUUCAGUCAAAAUAGGAUUUGUUCAUUAGCACAGUUCUUCAGCAAAGAGGUAUAACUAAUUAAUGCAAUCAACCAGCUGAGCUCAUGGGUGGAAGAAACUCAUAGCAGGACAUUUACUUUUUGACCCCUGGACUUUCUACUUCUUUCACAGCUUGUGAUUUGCGAUUUGUGUCCGUUUCUGAUGCAUUACUGUGAAUGACCUUAGACUGUGAUGAUAAUGGUGGAUAAUGGUGCGCUUAAGUGAAUGUAAUCUUGAUCUGUACUGUAAUUUUUGUUGGCUUUUUAGCAUCGCUGGUGUGAUGCUCAUACAUGGUAACAAAAAUAGAAUGCAUUUUGAAAAAGCUAUUAUUUAUUGAUUGCCUGUUAUAUUUUACUGGAGACAGCUUAAGUUGGAGAGUUGACAGUUCAGACAAUGUAUUUGCAAGUUUACAAGUAUAUGCUGUGGAGUUCAUUCUUUUCCUAGAAGGUGUUACAAACUUCUAGGUAAGGAACAUUCUCUGUGUGAAAAAUGUUUGCUUGUCAUGUAGCUAAAUUGACAUACAAUCUAAAUAAAUGUUUUUAUGAGUGUG
Molecule: messenger RNA, 4504 nt
Organism: Anguilla anguilla (European eel)
Lineage: Eukaryota; Metazoa; Chordata; Actinopteri; Anguilliformes; Anguillidae
Product: transcription factor TFIIIB component B'' homolog
Exons: 13
Coding region: 40-2076 (678 amino acids)
Source: RefSeq, a predicted model, not a curated record